Molecule: messenger RNA, 4096 nt
Organism: Zootoca vivipara (common lizard)
Lineage: Eukaryota; Metazoa; Chordata; Lepidosauria; Squamata; Lacertidae
Source: RefSeq, a predicted model, not a curated record
UGUCUCUGUCACUCUCGUCAGCGGCGCGGUUUGGGUGUUAUUGAAGGAAGGGGGGGAGGCGGAGGCGGCGGGAAGGAAAGAAAGCGCUGGAGGCCGCGGCGGAGAGGCCGGACUUGACGAGCGGGGCAUCAUGAUUUCGGCCGCCCAACUUCUGGAUGAGCUUAUGGGCCGGGACAGGAACCUGGCCCCGGAUGAAAAGCGCAGCAACGUGCGGUGGGACCACGAUAGCGUUUGUAAAUAUUACCUUUGUGGGUUUUGUCCAGCUGAAUUAUUCACAAAUACCCGUUCUGACUUAGGUCCUUGUGAGAAAAUUCAUGAUGAAAACCUCAGAAAACAGUAUGAGAAGAGUUCUCGAUUCAUGAAAGUAGGCUAUGAAAGAGACUUCCUUCGGUAUUUACAGAGCCUGCUUGCAGAGGUGGAACGCCGAAUUCGAAGAGGUCAUGCACGUUUAGCAUUGUCUCAGACUCAACAGGCUUCAGGUCAAGCAGCAGGACCUACUGGUAAAAAUGAAGAGAAGAUUCAAGUAUUAACUGACAAGAUUGAUGUACUUCUACAACAGAUUGAAGAACUAGGUUCUGAAGGAAAGGUGGAAGAGGCUCAAGGCAUGAUGAAACUUGUUGAACAGUUAAAAGAGGAAAGAGAGUUGCUCAGAUCUACAACUUCGACAAUUGAGAGCUUUGCAGCUCAGGAAAAGCAGAUGGAAGUUUGUGAAGUCUGCGGAGCAUUUUUAAUCGUAGGAGAUGCGCAAUCCAGGGUAGAUGAUCACUUGAUGGGAAAACAGCAUAUGGGUUAUGCAAAAAUUAAAGCUACAGUGGAAGAACUAAAAGAAAAAUUAAGAAAGAGAACUGAAGAGCCUGAGCGUGAUGAUCGGUUAAAAAAAGAGAAACUAGAACGUGAAGAGCGAGAGAAGGAACGUGAAAGGGAAGAAAAGGAAAGAAAGCGACGGCGUGAAGAAGAAGAAAAGGAAAAAGAGCGGGCUCGUGAUAGAGAGAGACGAAAGAGGAGUCGUUCACGAAGCAGACACUCAAGCAGAACUUCUGACAGGAGGGGUAGUCGGUCAAGGGACCAUAAAAGAUCAAGAAGCAAGGACAGAAGACGAAGCAGGAGUCGAGAUCGACGCAGAAGCAGAAGCCAUGAUAGGUCAGACAGAAAACAUAGAUCACGUAGCAGGGACAAAAGGCGGUCAAAGAGUCGGGAUCGGAAAUCUUACAAGCACAGAAGCAAAAGCAGAGAGCGAGACCAAGACAGGAAAUCUAAGGAAAAAGGCCAAUAGGUCAGUAACUGUUUUACAGUUGCCAAGAAAAGCGCCUCUCUCCCCCAUCUGUCCAAACUCAAAGCAAUAAAACACCUUCUGGAGAAUCUACAUAUUUUGCCCAUUUAAAGGGCUGUUGAGCUCUAUCGUAUCUACAUAGGACAGAAGAUAAGCUUAUUGGACUGACAGCUAGUCCUCUGCGGGGCAACAAGACUGGUGUUCCUCAGUGGAUCUACAUGUGAAUCGGCGAUACCUAAUAAAGCAAAAAUUGAAGACUUUCAAAAAGGUCAGUUAGUGCAACCGAUCCAGGCAAUUAUUACAUCAAACAGACACCUCUUAAGAGUUCCAAAGUUAACUGGACUUUGGUGACUGGUUUUCUCUCCGCUUCAAAUAUUGAGUGUUUUCCCUUAGGCAGUGGUUCCUUUGUAGUUCCUCCCCACCUCCCCUUUUUUGGCUGUUAUCUGCAUAAUAAAGCUGUUCAAAUUUUCUUGAUGAAAGGAAUUGAAACUAACUUCAAAAAAAUAUUUUGUUUCUACAGUAGGCCAUAAGUAUGCCUUUCCAGAAACUUCACCCAUACAGCUUUGACAGUAUCUUCUGUUUGUUCCCUGUUCUUUAUUCUUUGCUCUUGCAUUAAAUACAGCCAUUCAAAUAAUCUAAUAUACUUUAUCUGGAUGCUUAAAGAAUAAUUUUGGUUCAUUAUGCUGAUGAGAGAAAUACCCCCAAGUGAUUUCAGUGUACAGCAUACACGGCUUACACUAUAUGCAUGUUAUAUAUACAUAACAGCUUUAAUGGGACAAAAACCUGGUAACCAUGUCUGAUAUGAAAACUGCCCACCAUAAUGAGCUAUGCAUUGAAUAAGAGAAAGACACAUGGCUAUCUUAAAUUUUUAUUUUCUCCAGGUCAACUCAUUAUUCUGGCUUUACUAAUUUUAUUGGCAGCCAAUCCAUUGUCAGAUUCUCUUAUAGCUACCUCUGCUAUUUAGAGUUACCUGUUUUCAGUGAACCAGGAGUCCCAUUAACCUAGUGUCCGAAUUUCAAGCAACUUUGUCAAGUUUGUAACUUGUAAUUGUUUUGGACAUGAAAAUUAAGUGCAUCUUCUUGCAAGAUAGGAAAAUGAAAAUUGAAAACCUAUUGUGCUUUGAAGGUUACUUCUUUUUGGCUCCCAGCAGUCAUGGAUUGUUAAAUAUCAGCCUGAUAAUGCACUUACACAGAUUACUUUCUCUCUUCUUGGCAGUGGUUGGCAAGUAGGGAGACAAUCCCCAAUCCUGGUGAGGUGAUGGGGCAUAGCAGGCAAAUGAAGGUAAAGGAGGUGGGAAUGGGCUCUGGAAAAAGAGUGAGGGAAGAGCAGGCACUACCAUUUGAGAAUAGUACAUGAAGCCAUGGAGAAAAAGGUUUCGGGAAUACGGGCUAUCAAAAAGAUAAGCAUGCAAAUCUAUAAAAACAAUACAAAAUUUAAAUGUUCUUAAAACUUCAGGCAGUAAUAUGCAUAAUUGAUUCAAAUAGCCAAAUCAAAAUCAGCUCUGUGGUUUGGAUCCAGACUUUGCCUUUCCCAGAUGAAAGAGACUCCUUCCAUCCAGAUUUUCAGCCGAGUGGGAGGAGAGGUAAUGUUUGCCAAUUCACCUCUCUGCAGCCCCCAGUUCCACCUCCCAUGUUCUUCCAGAAGGUGUUGCAACCCUCCAGAACAGUGUUAGAGGUGGCGCAGGGUGUUGCAUUGAGGAGAAAUAAUUAAAAUCACUCCUUCCUCUGUCACCUGCAAUAUCUCCACCAAUGAAGUAAGGCCUGGAUCUAACCCUGUACGUUAAGGUUUGUUACCUAAGAUCAGUACGUAAAACUGUAGAAAUUAAAUUGCUUUAAGGUGUUCUGUGCAUAUGCUGUCUGAGAGGUCAAGAGUUCAAACAUGUUCUGAAUACCAAUUGCGGGAAACCACAAUAGGUAAGCAUCCUCUUGUACUCAAAUCCUGCUUGCUAGUUUCCUACAGACAGCUGUUUGGCUACUGUGAGAACAGGAUGCUGGACUAGAUGGAUCACUGGCCUGAUCCAGCAGGCUCUCCUUAUAUCAUUUUGUUCUUAUAUGAAGUUUUAAAAACAUAGGGUCAUUUCCCUCUCUGCUCUGGCCCAGCAGAUUAGGUGUUUGCAUCAGAGGUCAUAGGAAGCUGCCAACAGGAAUCAGACCAACAAGUCCCUUUUGCUCAGUAUUUUCUGACCAGCAGUGGCUCUCCAGCAUAUAAGACAAUAAGUCUGUCUAAGCCCUGUCUGGAUAUGCCAGGGGCUGAAGCUGGGACUUUCUGUAUGCAAGGCAGGCGCUCUACCACUGAGCUACGGUCCUUCCCCAAAUUUGUUCAUGGUCUUGAGCUAAAUUAAGUGAUUAAAAGUUGUAUACUGUGAUGAGUCUGUAGUUUUAGACACAUUUUACACUAGUCUCCACAUCAGGUAGUUUUCAGUUAGGUAGCAUGUACAUGGCUUGCGGUUUUGACCAGAACUAUCAAACAGGUCAGUGACUUUUGCAUUGUAAUCUUAAGCAGUUCUGCCUCCCCUUUGUGCUAUCCCUUCCCUCAGAUCUUGUUCAUUCUGGUGGAAUAUUUCAUUCAAUAUUAGCACUGUAACUUUGAUCUCUAGUUUGCAAUUUUACAGCCAAUUGCUGAUGUCUCGGCAUAUACUUCACCCCUGAAAAGCGUGAUACCUUGUGUGUCUUUACUGUGAAGUCCAUGGUCAAUGUCUUCUUUCAUGGCAGAAAAGAGGGGAUCUGAUGAUAAAAAAAGUAGUGUGAAGUCCAGUAGUCGGGAAAAACAGAGUGAAGACACAAGCAUGGACUCCAAGGAAGGCGAUGCUAAGAAUGAGGUCAAUGG